This is a messenger RNA of Fundulus heteroclitus (mummichog), 1297 nucleotides long. RefSeq lists its product as uncharacterized. The transcript has 4 exons. The record is from RefSeq and is a predicted model, not a curated record. NCBI's taxonomy places the organism in Eukaryota, Metazoa, Chordata, Actinopteri, Cyprinodontiformes, Fundulidae. Bases 189 to 1124 code for a protein of 311 amino acids.
GGGAGUUUUGCUUACUGAAAGAUGUUCUGAGGGCAGAAACUAAUGGGAUUGGUUCAAUCAGGCAACCAAUCAGAACAGAGGAGAGGCGCGCCUAACUAAUUUGAAGUUAGCGAGAGAAGCAAGCGGUUGUUACUGUUUAUUUUCAUGGUCGCAUUUCUUGCUUAGCUCUAAGAACCAUUGGGAAGAUAAUGGAGAAAUACUGGCUGAAGGGUGUUUCCAAAAGGCUGAAGAAGAUACAUGAUGCCCGGGUUGAGCAAGAGGUUGUCAUUAUCCAAGGAGAGGAAAAGGACUUCAUGAACAUUUAUAUAAAUGAGCUGCAGGAAAAGCAGAAUAUGUAUUUCAAAGCUCCAGUCUCCACUCAUAAGGACUAUCAUUACUAUGCCUGUGAAAGAGCCAGCAAAGCCAGUGGGCAAAGUAAAGGAGAGUCCCAAAAGACCAGGGCAAAUUCUUGUGAGGCAUACAUAUCUUUUAAAUUCAUCACUGACUCCGGAUUCAGAGGUGUUGUGAUCCAUAAAAUGCUGCAACACACUGGGCAUGAUGUAUCUAAUGAAGAGGAUGGGAUAAAAAAUCGUAUACACCCAGAACUGCUUGGAUUUGUAGAGAUGUGGCUUACACAGGGUUGCUCAACAUCAGAGACCCUCCUGAAGAGCUGUGAUUGGGCACACAGAAAUGGCCAUGUUGAUAAACAAAAUCGAAGGUUUUAUCUAACCCCUGAAGAUGUACGCCUCAUCAAAAAGAAUCUCCAUGGUGUCACCUUUCCGCAUCGUAAUGAUUCUGUUAGUGUUGACUAUUUGGUCAACACUGAGCUACAACAAAACAUUUGUUUUUAUCAGCCACUCAUCCACCAGCAACCCCUUAUCAUAGUUGUUCAAACACCAUCGCAAAAAAAACUACUGGAAGAGAACCCCCAUCCCAUGGUUUUCAUGGACGCCUCCUAUAAAGGCAUUACAGCCUAUGGCUAUGCCUUUUACGCACUGCUGUUGAUCAAUAAAACCGGAAGAGGUGUACCAUUUGCAUAUUUUAUCAUGAGCAAGGAAUCAAGUGAAACACUAAGCCUUUGCAUACAGGAGCUUCAGCGAAGCAAUCCUAGCUUUUAUCCAAGGCUGUUAAUAGAUGGCUUGUGAAGACUGAUGGAGGGCACUUGACAGCUGACCAGAGAAAUGUGGUCAUACAUGCCAUAGUGACCAUGAAAGCAUGCCUAAGGGAAGAAGAAUUUCUGAGUGUGUCUGCUAAAAAGUGCAGCGAGAUUGACAACUAUUUAGGUAGUACACAUGUGACAACCUACCUAAAGACCCAU